Molecule: messenger RNA, 2047 nt
Organism: Acipenser ruthenus (sterlet)
Lineage: Eukaryota; Metazoa; Chordata; Actinopteri; Acipenseriformes; Acipenseridae
Product: ubiquitin thioesterase OTUB2-like
Exons: 4
Coding region: 789-1523 (244 amino acids)
Biological process (GO): protein K48-linked deubiquitination; negative regulation of double-strand break repair
Cellular component (GO): nucleus
Molecular function (GO): ubiquitin binding; cysteine-type deubiquitinase activity
Source: RefSeq, a predicted model, not a curated record
CAUAUAUACAGAUCUACUGAUUCUAAAAUAAAACUGGGGUUUAGUAACCAGCUAGCUACAAAGUGGUGUACUGCAUUUGAUGAGCAAUAAUUGCAUUACUUUUUCUAUACAGUGUCUAAAAUAUUAUUGAGAUAUUUCCCUCAAUAGUUAAAUGUGCAUCGUCAUUACUCAGGUGUUAAGUAUGAGGAAUUGUCAUGUAAAAUUAAUUAAUCGAAGCAGGAAAAGAUCCAGACAACUAUGGACUGGUUUAGAAUGGCCCAGAUCGCUUGCACAUGAUCAUUUUAGUUAACACAAGGUAGUUCUUAAAACUAGGGCUGGCUGCAGGACAAGUAGAAUACAAAGUAGACGUAGUGUAUAUUCUCUGAACAGGUCGCUUACAGUAUACACAUCAUGUAAACCACAUUGUAGCUUUGUUAUUACUAACUAUGUAUCAAGUAGAUGUUAUGGGCAGAAUCAGUGAAUGGCAAGAUUAUUAUUAUUAUUAUUAUUAUUAUUAUUAUUAUUAUUUUAUAUACAUAACAUUACUGUCACCCAAAGCAGUUCUCCCCUGGUUAAACUGUAUCCCUUUUGAAUAAUAAUUGCCUGCAAAAUUAAUCAGGUUGACAUUUUUAUUUUGUUCUACUACCAUUUUAUAAUUAAAACCUGUACUCAACCAUGGGAUGUUACUUUAAAUUUGUUCACAAACAUUGCGAAAUAACCUCAACUUUUUGUAGCACAGAAGAAGCUAAGAAAGGGCGUUUGCUACAUACUUUGUUGCGUGCGUUAUUGACAGUACCAGAAUAUACAGUAUGAAGGUGUGGGUCGGAAGGGUUUGGAAAGCUAAAUGCAGGAAACCUGAGGAGUCUGCAUAUAUGUUGAGAUCUAUCAUGAAAUCGGUUCGAUGUGUCUGUUUUCGGAAGGAUAUUAGUAAAAGAUAUGCCUUCAUACGAAGAAUCCGAGGAGAUGGGAACUGUUUUUAUCGGGCACUCAGCUAUGGACAUCUGGAAUCUCUACUUGGAAACAAAAGAGAGAUGGAGAAGUUCAAAGAAGCUGUGAUACAGAGCAAGGCAGAGCUCUUGUCUGCAGGGUUUGAUGAGGACAUAUUCAGAAAUCUGUUGAGCACUUUUGUCAGUGUGAUUGAGCAGACAGAAGACCAGGCAUCCAGCCUGCUUUCAAACUUCAAUGAUCCAACUACCUCUGACAUCAUUGUGCACUAUCUUCGACUUCUAGCCUCAUCAUAUCUACAGAACCGAGCAGAAUUCUUCCAGCACUUUGUUGAAGCACCUAAUCUGAGAGAUUUCUGUGUUCAGGAUGUGGAGACUAUGGGACUGGAAUGCGAUCAUGUUCAGAUUCUUGCUCUUUCUCAGGCCCUUGGUAUAAAUAUUCAAAUUGAAUGCAUGGAAGGAGCAGACUGCGAUCUUAACCAUCACAUUAUACCUGACGGAUCAACACCCUCCCUUCACCUACUGUACAAAACAGCACACUAUGAUAUACUUUACAAGGGUUCAGUUUGUCGACAGUCCCAAGAAGGAGCUUAUAGGUAACUGAAACUAGAUUCAAGUGAUACCUCUAAAUCUGUACAUUCCAAAAUGAACAUGUUUAGACCUAUCUGCGAACGCAGUUAGAUACGUGUAUAUGUCUGUAUACCGUAGACCAAAAACUGUUCAACCUCUAUCAUUUGAUAAACAAAUUAUGUAAGACAUGGUUUUUCUGUUUUCAUAGUAGCAUUUUAGCCAUUAUUUUCAUGGAGGGUGGUGAUACAGAACAGCAAAAUCUUUAUUGUAGGGAUGUAGUUAUGAAACUGCAAAAUAGUUACCAAGAUCAUAAUGGACUUCUGUGCAAACUCCCUUAGGACAAAAAGGUUACAACAGAAAGAUACUGUAACCUACAAGAAUAACAUGGGUAAAUUGCACUUUGAAAUACAAUAUAAAAAUCAUCAGAAUUAAAGGUCUUAAAAAAACUGCAUGCAUCCGACUGCAUUAAUACAUGAACAACAUGUGGUGAUCUGUUAUACUGAUCCAAAAUGUUUAUAUAAUUAAAGGCUGUUAAAUUAAAACAUCUAACAUGA